Messenger RNA from Solenopsis invicta (red fire ant), 4778 nucleotides. RefSeq lists its product as uncharacterized. Lineage: Eukaryota; Metazoa; Arthropoda; Insecta; Hymenoptera; Formicidae. The record is from RefSeq and is a predicted model, not a curated record. The transcript is spliced from 7 exons. Bases 365 to 2980 code for a protein of 871 amino acids.
CCGCGCGCGCCAUGACGUUAGCAUGAAAAAAUAACGCAGCUCGCCACAGCUGUGGCAUUCGUGUUUGUUGUGGUUAUGUCUCGCGACGAGAUCCGAAACUCAGGUGACCGUGAUCCGUACAUUUUUCCCUUCCGGUCCGUAACGAGAGCCGUCUCGCCGUCGCCGCGGUUGUUCAAGCUCGUCGCGAGUUAAAUCCACUCCUUUCCCCUUCUCGUUCGUCUCUCACGCUCUAAUCUCCCCUACCUCUCCUCGCUGUUGAACUAUUUUCGCACGCGCGAGUCUUCGGGGGGCACCGAGCACCCGGGAACGGUAAGAAGUAUGUGUCUACGUAUACGCGCGACUCGAUAACGCUCGGCCGCGAAAUAUGUCAGCGAGCGCUCCGGAUCUGGAUGAGACUAUAACGAACGCGGAAUACUGCAUUCACGAUGGCUACCUCGUUGACGACGAGGUCGACCAAGUCGACCUGUCGGACCUACGGCUCGAUGACGAUGACGACUGGUUGUACAUGCCUCCGCAAUGCCCAAUCGAGUCUCCAAUCCAGGAUUUAUAUGCCUGGCUGAAGACUGAACCCGAAUUGGAUGUUCGAAAUAACAAAAAAUGCAUCGACACGAGAACAUUCACAAGACCUAAGAAACGAUCGGCUCGAAUGAGUUUUGAAUCAAUUUUCGAAGGACUAUCGCCUCCCAUGACAGAUAUACAAAAGCUGCAAUAUACGGAAAACGUUACGCUUAUUGAAAAUGAAGAAAAAUAUUUGUCUCCAACAAUUAGAAAUAAAGAAUCUGUACCAUCGAUCCUCAAACCAUCUACUAGCACAGCUAUGAACAACCUAUCCGACGAAAAUUUUAUAACAUCAGGGCAGGAAAGCCUGGAAGCUUUCCUAAACAUGUCGCAGUCCAAAGGAAUAGAUUCGUUUAUCAACUUAGGCGAACCCGAGUUCAACGAUAUGUUGAUGAACGUGUCGCAGCCUUCGGUUUUGUACACGUCCGUUAUCGCAUCUAAAAAUGAGUCUAUGUACAAUAAAAACGACACAGUAAUAAAUGAAAACACUGCUCAAAAUAGCGACACGAAAGAAGGCUCAAACGGUGACGUCAAUGAAACAUUCGCGAUUCAAGAUAUUGACAAUACGAUUACUGUAGAUGAGAUAAAUUAUACUGAAAAUACUCUAAGCAACAUCCGUAAAGAAAUUCUUCAAUUGAAUAAAGGUUUGAACGAAACGUUUAACACUGAAACUCUUGCUGGAACGUCAAUGUCAAGAUCAAGUCUCGACAAAGAAGAGUCGACCCCUUUGUCUUCCACUUUCGUAACCGAGCCUAAUGCUGCCCUCGUGCAAUUACAAAAUUUAUCGAGUAAUGGCAUUAAGUCACUAAACACCACAUAUUUGUUCUCGGCGAAAGAUGCUGAGAGAUCGAAUUCGCCCAUAUUAAUUAACGAUACCUACGUACCUACGAUGCAUGCAAAUAAAGCGGAUUUGAAUGUAACGUGUAAUAUUUUGCCGGAUGAAAUCGCAUCCGCGGUGCUCUCCACACGCGAGACACAAGCGCGUGAGAGCGCUUUAGACAUAUCUUUCAAAGUGCCUGGCCACCAAUCCACGCCGAUGAAUCCAAAUAUACUGGACCCAACGUCGAAAUCCACUACAAAACGCCUGGACCAGCCGCAAUCAAUCGCGUAUUCCACGUCUUUAAAAGCUCCUACAUCAUUGAGGCGAGAGUUGCUGGCAGAAAUUCAACGAAGCAACGAGCGCAAGCUGGACGCUACGUAUAAUCAUAUCCCUAGCGAGCAUCUCGGCUUGAGGGAGACCGAGGAAGAUAUUCACGUAGCUAGGAAUGAGACUGAUAUUCCUCCGACAAACAGAUAUCACACGUACAAAAAGACUACGACAAACAAUCAGCGUGUAAGUCAGAACGAAACGGCUGUAACUGCUCAAAAGGAAUUACCAAUGGACCAACGUAAAUUUUAUACUUUCACCAAAAAAAGUCAUCCUGUCGAAAGAAUCGACAAUAUUGCCGGCGAAAUUGUCGAGACGCGUCCGAAUAUGGAUAGCACGUUUUGCAAACCUCAUGUUUCGUUAAUGCAGCAGAAGAAAAACAUCCCGAGAACGUUGUCGAAGUUACCUCAGUUCUUGCAGAAGUCCAAUCCCAAUCUUGUAUCGAGUUCGAUGAAGAGCGCUGGCGCCGGUGUGCUCGUUGAUCGCGCGGGUAUAUCCGGUAUAGGAUACAUCAAAGGCUCGCAACCCAAUAUCAUGCAGAACAUCACAGAGAAGUCACAGCUGUCGAGCAAGUUGUUUCCGUAUGGCAAGAUAAAGAGCGGCUCCGAGCAACGGUUACCCGAGGCUAAUGUGAAUAUGAAUAAUCAGUUUCCGAUGAAAGGUGCGACUGCCGGUUCAACGGAGAGUAUAGAGAGCACUCAUAGUGUUCACAGCGCUCCCGAUCUGGAUGAUAGACUCAGUACAUACUCCGACAACAGUAAUUCGUGCACCAAACAAACGAUCGAGCAAUUACAUAAGCUGGUGCGAAUGCAGGAAGAGAGUUUACAGCAGGAUUCAGCGCCUAGACACGUUCUAGAGAACACGUGGAUUGAAGAAAAAAUAAAUUUGCCUUCCCCGAUUCUAAAAAAUGGUUUAGAAUAUAGCGAGGGUAAUGGGCAUUCGCAAAAUACUGACUUAAGUAUGAAAUGUAGCUCUCCAAUAGUCAGUCCCACUGGGUCUAGUCAUGCAUUAAACAACGAUGGAAAUGCCGAAGGUAACGUGGCAAAAGCUAAGGAUGAAACUGUAGUGAUUGAAAAGGCAAAGGACCCAAAUCAAGUAGUGCCUAAAAUUGAGAAUAAGACUCGGUUGAGGCAGCCAACCAAUUGGAGUGCCGGAAAUAAGCCAGCUGCUGUGAUAAGCGGAAUUCCUAGACCCGCAUCGCGUAUACCGGCUCCCAGAUUUGUUCGACCGAGCGCGAAAACCACUCAAUCCGACUUAAGAAAAGGAUGCACAUGAAAUUCCGAAUGGUAAAAACAUACAAAAAAAAAUAGUCUUUCACAAAUAAUUAACAAUAUGGCGAUUAAAAUAAUAGAGAUAACUUUCAGUUCCAUUACGUAGUAACAAUAAAGUUUUUCGAAGCUGAUAAAAAAUUCAGUAUUAUUGAGCUUCCAGGUUGGAUGAUAAAAAAACGAUUAUUAUUAUUAAUAUCUGCGUGUUGUUUGUUUGUAUUUAGUUUGUAAAAUUAGUAAUGUGAAAUAUUGUCUCACGUUAUUAUUUCUAUUUAAUAUAUAUAUAUGCAUUUUUUACGAUCUGAAGCAUAAUUGUCUCAUUAAUAAGCAUUGAAAAUAUUUAUACUAUUUUCUACAAAUUUGUAACAUAUUUCAAGAAUUUGUUCGUGUCUAAGUAAUAUAUAUAUAUAUAUAUAUUAAAAAGUGCGAUCUAUUUCGCGGAUAAGAUCGUUUAAGUCGUCUAUUUUAUCGUUGCCAAAACCAAGAUUUCAAGGUGCAGAUCGUAUUGAUGUUGUUUGUAAUUUCUAUGAUGUAGAAAUUGAGAUUUCUGUUUGGUAUUUUACACAAAAGGCCGAAAAAAGGCUAUUUUUUUACAAAGUAGUUAAUACAAACAAUGGCAAUAAAUCUAAAAUCUUUGUACAUAAGAAAAAAAUAUAUAUAGCGUUAUAGAAAAAAAAUCGUUCAAAUAUUUUCUAUUAAAUGAUAAAUGACAGAUUGGCCGAUAAAUUUAUAAACGAUGAACACAAAAACAAAAGACUGCGAGUGUAACUCACAUCCUUGCAGCUGAUAAAAAAUUCAGUUUUUCACUUCAUCUAUCCGUCCCAUUGAAUUUCUGCUUUCUUCAUAAGCUAACUCGUCAGAUAUUGUCGAAUCACCCGAAACAUAUCACACUUACAUGAUACAAAGAAAUUUAUAAAAAAGGUUGACACAGUGAUAUUUAUAUACAUAUGUAUGUAUAAGAAAAUUGUUCGAACUGUAUGUUCAUAUCAGGUGUUCAAGUACCUGUUCAACCAUUGACACGUUUUCAAGAAAAAAAUAAAAUCAUAAAUAUAUUCUGUGAUUUCACAUAUUAUAUAAUACACAUUAUACACAUAUUGUAUACAUCGUAUCGCGUGUACAUAUACAUUUUGUAUAGAAAGUUUUUUUUAUACAUUAAUAAUUACUGAAACAAACAUAGAGUCACAUUUUGACUUCUUGUAAACUCCACAUUCUGCACAAUCAAGAAACAAAAGUGUUCAUAUGCUUUGUUUCGUUGUUUACCAAGAAAACUCGCAAACUUCUAAUUUAACUUGAAUAUUCUAAAAAAUUGUCAAUUACGAUUGCAGCAUGGCACAGCAAAAUAUGUUAAAAAUAUGUUUACAUACGUUAAUAAAAAUAACAUUUUUUAUUAUGAGAAGGUAUUCGUAAGAUUCUUAUCGAAUGAGUUAUAUUCUACAAUUAAAUUACAAAAAUAUUCAAUAAAACUACAUUAUUAAUAUUUAUUUUCUGUAGUGGAGAUAACGUAAAUUAAUUUUAGUCGCAAAUCAGAAUUGAAACAAUGUCGUGUAUGCCUAUUGUAAAUAAUAAAACAAAUAAGUGAUCGUCGUAUCAUAAUCUUUAUUUAUGUCGAUAAGUGCUAGACCUUAAGUGCCUUUAUUGUAUUAAUCGAAAUACAAAUAGCGGUUUUUUAUACAUGAAAAUACAAAAAUUAAGAAAAUGCGCUCACUAAUCUAUCAAGUUUUACUGCCCAAAUAAUGCUGGAAAUAUUUAAUGUUACCUUUUUUUAUGAAUCUUGUAAUAAUAAAUAAUAUACAUGUUAUUACGUA